UGUUCAAUCAUGAAGCUGAAGAAAGUUUUUCUCUCUUUUGUGAGCAUUAUGCUGAGAGUCUCCUCCUCUCAUUCACUGUACAUAUAUAAAUAUAGGGUAGUUGGGUUCUUAUCCCCCAUCAAGAAGGGUAGAUGAUACAGGGACCCAUCACCAUCCUAGCUCUUAAAAGUUAAAACCAAGCUGCCAAGCCUUAGAAAACUCUCUCUCUCUCUCUCUCUCUGAGUUUGUUUUUCACACACAAAAGAGAGAAGAAAAUGGCUGAGAAGGAAGUGAAGUCAAUUGGGUCUGUGAAAGAUGUGAGGAAGGAAAUGAAUAGGGGAGCAUGGACAGCAGAAGAAGAUAGAAAACUGGCUGAGGUUAUUGAAGUCCAUGGUGCCAAGAGGUGGAAGAUGAUUGCAACCACAGCAGGUUUGAAUCGGUGUGGGAAGAGUUGCAGGCUUCGAUGGAUGAAUUAUCUAAGACCCAACAUCAAGAGAGGCAACAUAUCAGACCAGGAAGAGGACUUGAUACUCAGGCUUCACAAACUCUUGGGAAACAGGUGGUCUUUGAUUGCUGGAAGAUUGCCAGGUCGAACAGAUAAUGAGAUAAAGAACUACUGGAAUUCUCAUUUGAGCAAGAAAAUAAAGCAGGAGAAGCAAAGUGGAGGUUCAACAAGAGGCUGCUCCAAACUUCAGAGAACAAGAGUGGUAGAGGAGGUGAAUGUUGUAGAGGUGAAACGAGAGGACACCUCUAAUGGAGGUGAUCAAUGCUCGAAAAUGAGCUUCAAUGUCGACGAAUUCUUUGAUUUCUCCGAGGAGGGUCCUCUGAACUUAGAGUGGGUGAGCCAAUUCCUUGAACUGGAUGAGGGCUUAUGCCAUCCUUCAUAAACUGUAAAGACUUUGUUAUCUCUCCGUGUAUGUGGUGCAGCUCAUGUUAAUCAAUCCAUACUCUACACUUGAUCA
Vitis vinifera (wine grape) is the source of this 941-nucleotide messenger RNA. RefSeq names its product transcription factor MYB4. The transcript is spliced from 3 exons. Bases 255 to 866 code for a protein of 203 amino acids. NCBI's taxonomy places the organism in Eukaryota, Viridiplantae, Streptophyta, Magnoliopsida, Vitales, Vitaceae. The record is from RefSeq and is a predicted model, not a curated record. Gene Ontology annotation, molecular function: transcription cis-regulatory region binding. Gene Ontology annotation, biological process: cell differentiation. Gene Ontology annotation, cellular component: nucleus.